Plasmodium cynomolgi strain B is the source of this 864-nucleotide messenger RNA. RefSeq lists its product as hypothetical. The transcript has 2 exons. The coding region runs from base 1 to 864 and encodes 287 amino acids. The record is from RefSeq and is a predicted model, not a curated record. Lineage: Eukaryota; Apicomplexa; Aconoidasida; Haemosporida; Plasmodiidae.
AUGAAUUGCCUGUUUUUUGUAAAAAUUCUUACAGUUCCAUUUCUGAUAUGGAUACAUCGUCAUCAUCGCACCUAUAAUGGCACCGUUACGGAAUCAUUGAAAGAGAAGCUGAUCCAGAAUGACCUAAAUCCAUAUUUCCAGUGCGGCAGAUGGCUGGCAGAAGGUGAAGGGAAUGCAGGCGAAAAAUCUGAGAAAGCUAAAACAGUGGUGUCUACGGAGGGAAGUACGAGUGGGGAAGUAAAACCACCAGAAGAGAAGAAAGAAGAAAAUAAAAUGCCGAAGAAGGAAGAAGGAGAAACAGAUAAAACAGUGGCGACCGCAGUUAAUGAUGUACCACUCCUUCCAACAGGAAUAAAAGAAAUAAUCGAUUUAUUAACAGGAAUAAUUGCAUUAAACUUGGAAGAACAAAAGUUAAAAUUUAAAUUAUUUGUGGAAGAAAUUAAAUUAAAUGACAUGGUAGAAAAAAUUAAGAUAAAGAAUACAAUUAAACUCAAUGCUGAGAAGGAUCUUGAGGAAUUAAGUCAAAUUGAAGAAAAUUUUAUGAUAAAUUAUAGAAAACAUAAAAUUCAGUUAAAAGGAAUUAAAAAAAAAAUUGAACUAAAAAAAAAAUUAUUAAAAUAUCGUAUCAUAAAUAAAAUUAUAAAAGAAUCGCCCAAAGGGGAAAAUUCUGGUAACUUAACAAAAGAGGAUUUAAUCGAAUUGGAGAUAAUAAAGGUUGAUGAACAAGUAGAGCGGUUAAUUCAAAAUGGAGGAUUGCCUCCUGCAGGUAAAGGGCCAUUAAAAAACGAAGAGAAGGGUGAUGAGGAUGGUGAUAAGGCAAAUAAAAAUGGUAAAUCAAAGGGAAAGGCAAAAAUGAUAAAUUAA